This is a messenger RNA of Lathyrus sativus (Indian pea), 1167 nucleotides long. The record is from the annotation of a GenBank genome assembly. Lineage: Eukaryota; Viridiplantae; Streptophyta; Magnoliopsida; Fabales; Fabaceae.
AUGGGAAAGCGAGAGAAGCAGAAGCAGAAACACGACAGAACUCAGCGAGGAAGAGAUUACUAUCUUCAAGACAAUGACACUCCACAACCCUACUCUUCUUCUUCAACACUUUCACCCGCUGACAACGAAGAAGAAGAAGGAAUAGAAGACGCUGAUUCUGACAACAACAACAACAAUGAACAACUCCCAUCACACGAUAUGCCUUCAAAAUUCCUCCUUUACCAACAAUCUGUCCAGUCUCCCAAGGGAGACAUUAGUUAUUUGCAAAAGUUCUUUCUCAUGUAUGUUGGUGGAAGGGUGCCCCUUCAUCUUCAAGAGGAUUUCUGUGGCACUGCGUUUCUUAGUACAGAAUGGCUCCGCAGCGAUCCAAGAAAGACAGCUAUAGGAUUAGAUUUGGAUCUUGAGGCACUUACUUGGUGCCUGGAAAACAAUAUACCUAAAAUUGGGGCCGGUGGGUUUUCUAGAAUAUCCCUCUUUCAUGGGAAUGUUCUACAACCUAUUCAGUCAAAACUUGUGGAAAUGGACCCUGAGGAGCUGGUAAGGAAUAUUUCACUGUCACAGAAUACAGAGAAUCUGCAGGUCGAUGUGCUUGAGCCAGAUGUCCCAACAAGCUCUUCUGCUCAAGAUGACAAGUUAACUACGAAAAACUUUCCAAUGAAUGGAAGAGAUAUUGUGUGUGCAUUUAACUACAGCUGUUGUUGUCUCCAUAAACGCGCUGAUCUAGUUUUGUAUUUCAAGCAUGUUCGUGAUGCCUUGUCAACAAAAGGUGGAAUUUUCGUAAUGGAUUUAUAUGGAGGUACAUCUUCAGAAAACAAGUUGAAGCUUCAAAGAAGAUUUCCUAAUUUUACGUAUGUAUGGGAGCAAGCUGAAUUUGAUAUUAUUCAACGGAAAACAAGGAUUAGCCUCCAUUUUCAUCUGAAAAAGGAACAAAGAAAGCUUCGCCAUGCGUUUUCAUACAGCUGGCGGCUAUGGACAUUGCCUGAGAUAAGGGAUUGCUUAGAAGAAGCUGGAUUUCGAUCUGUUCACUUUUGGGUUCGAGAAAUGCCGGACACCACGGAAAUUACAAGAACUGAAGGAUUUGGAGCGGGAAAGGAUAUAAAAUAUGAAGAGACAACAAGUUUUCAGCAACAAGAUUCUUGGAAUGCUUACAUAGUUGGUGUUGCAUAG